Molecule: messenger RNA, 2228 nt
Organism: Polyodon spathula (Mississippi paddlefish)
Lineage: Eukaryota; Metazoa; Chordata; Actinopteri; Acipenseriformes; Polyodontidae
Product: cell wall protein DAN4-like
Exons: 4
Coding region: 298-1674 (458 amino acids)
Source: RefSeq, a predicted model, not a curated record
GGGGGGGGGGGGUGACACCUUGUCUACCCCUCCCUGCUCACUGAUUAGUGUGGAUGCAGCCAGGCUCUGGAGGUACAGUAGGUAAAGAAAUCAGGUCAUUCCAGUUCUCAGGCUCUCCCCUAGAAAUAUCAAGCCUCACCUGCUUGUUCUCGUUAGUCUUAUUCAAAACAGUUUUGACACACUUUCUCUGUUGCAACUGUAAGCAGGGCUCCCUGGGAAUCAAGCUAGAUCGCAGAUGCCUUUCUACAGAUCAGAAGCACAAGGUUUUUGAAAGAGAGACUCGUGCUCCCAGUGAAGAUGGCUUUUCCCUUGACACUUAUCACUGCAAUGAUUUUGAUCUUUGCCCUCCUAGAGGCCACUCAAUCUCAGAGUUCAACCCCCCCGCCUGUUGUUAUAUUGACCACCAAUCCUGCUAUAACCGCAGAAAUCUCAUCAACAAAACAACUCCAGGACACAGUCCAACCAACAUCAACAACAACAGUUGAAACUCAGCAUGCUUCAACCACGGAGAGAACAAACAGUUCAGAAAAUUCAUUUGCCACCACAACGGAGACAACAACAGCCCUCAGUGCAGCCACAACCACACAUAAUCCAACAACUCCAGCAGGCAACUAUUCAACCACAGGCACUGUUUCAUCUACCACUCCUAGCAACAGAAAUGACUCCACAACCCCAAGCAGAAACUUCUCCACUUCUACCCCAAGUGAUAACUUCUCCACUUCUACCCAAAGUGAAAACUUCUCCACUUCUCCCCCAUGCGGAAACUUCUCCACUUCUCCCCCAAGCGAUAACUCCUCCACUUCUACCCCAAGCGAUAACUUCUCCACUUCUACCCCAAGCGAUAACUUCUCCACUUCUACCCCAAGCGAUAACUCCUCCACUUCUACCCCAAGCGAUAACUUCUCCACUUCUACCCCAAGCGAUAACUUCUCCACUUCUACCCCAAGCGAUAACGUCUCCACUUCUACCCAAAGUGGAAAGUUCUCCACUUCUCCCCCAAGUGGAAACUUCUCCACUUCUCCCCCAAGCGGUAACUUCUCCACUUCUCCCCCAAGCGAUAACUUCUCCACUUCUCCCCCAAGCGAUAACUUCUCCACUUCUACCCCAAGCGAUAACUUCUCCAUUUCUACCCCAAGCGAUAACUUCUCCACUUCUACCCCAAGUGGAAACUUCUCCACUUCUCCCCCAAGCUUCUCAACAGCAGGUAAUGUUUCAACAGCAGGAACAAAAACAGCACUGAGCAAUACGACUGCAAAUACCACCCCUAUGACUACACAAUCUCCAUCGACCAACAAGCGCAGUACAACACUCAAUCACAUGAGUACCACCGCCAGCCCGAGGACAGGGAACAUAUCCUUUCCUUUCAAAGAUGCCACUCUUCACAGUAAAAAACAUGAAGAUGCCAUCGCAGUGGGGGCCAUCGUUGGCGCAGCCCUUGGAAUCUCACUAGUGGCUCUGGUCCUCUACUUCAUAUUUAAGAAGGCAAAAUCAGCGAGUGACUCCUUCAGUCACCGUAGACUCUAUGAAGACGUGUCUGCAGAUCCAGUUCUCCGAUUGGACAGCUUGGCCAAUCGACUUGAUCUACGCUACGAGGGAUCAGCAUCCUACAAUCCUGGAGUCACGGGGGACUCCAUCCAAAUGGCCAACAUCCACUCACAAGAGCAGGAUGCUUAGUGGACCUGGACAAGAAUGGGCUUACCUAAAAAAAAUAAUUAACACAACCCAGUUAUUUAUAAUGCAACUAUCUUCUUAGAAAAAAAAAAAAGAAACACCAUAAACAACAUAUCUGAUAUGCUGGCUGGUAUUACAGGCUUAAAAACCAACCAUAACAUUCAAUUUAACUUCAUUCAAUGUUCAACUUUCCUUUGGCAAGAGAAACUGCCUGUCUGUAAAUGCCCAAUGCUAGCAGUGAACACAAACAUCUGCAAGUUUAUUUAAUAUAGAAUUCUAAGCUAGAUUCCAGACAGACUGCUGUAAUGUUCUCAGGCAAGAACACAAUAUUUACUGUUCCACAUUACAGCAGUGAAGCAGGCUUAUCUAAACAAUGGCUGUUUUGGAAAUACCUGUACAGUAGAAACCAAUAGGAAUAAUGGUUAUUAUAAAUAUUUUGGGGCAUAAUAGUCACUGCAUUCUCUGUCACCUUCUUUUGGGCAAAACAAAUGCCCUGUUUUAUUUUAGUUUCAUGGUUAAAACCAAUUCAUGCUUCACAAAUUAUUAGCUGUAAAAAA